GCCCCGCCGGCGCCCCAGCCCCAGCCCCGGCCCCGCCGCGGCGCUCUCCGCCUCCCCGCUAGCACAGCCGGCGGCUCCGCCCGGCUGCCGCCCGGCAUGAACAUCAUGGAUUUCAACGUGAAGAAGCUGGCGGCCGACGCAGGCACCUUCCUCAGCCGGGCCGUGCAGUUCACAGAAGAAAAGCUUGGCCAAGCAGAGAAGACAGAAUUGGAUGCCCACUUGGAAAACCUCCUUAGCAAAGCUGAAUGUACCAAAAUAUGGACAGAAAAAAUAAUGAAACAGACUGAAGUGUUAUUGCAGCCAAAUCCAAAUGCCAGGAUAGAAGAGUUUGUUUAUGAGAAACUGGAUAGGAAAGCACCAAGUCGCAUAAACAACCCAGAACUAUUGGGACAGUAUAUGAUUGACGCAGGGACUGAGUUUGGCCCGGGGACAGCUUACGGCAAUGCCCUUAUUAAGUGUGGAGAAACACAGAAGCGAAUCGGAACAGCUGACAGAGAGCUAAUUCAGACAUCAGCCUUAAAUUUCCUCACUCCUUUAAGAAACUUUAUAGAAGGGGAUUACAAAACAAUUGCAAAAGAAAGGAAACUAUUACAGAAUAAGAGACUGGAUUUGGAUGCUGCAAAAACAAGACUAAAAAAAGCAAAAGCUGCAGAAACUAAAAGUUCACAACUAAACUCCGCCCGCCUUGAAGGAGAUAACAUUAUGGUAAAUUUCUCUUACAUGCUCAACUUCCUGCAUGUAAAAUGGCUGAAGAUUUGGGCAGAGGAAGUGACAAAAUCUGAACAGGAAUUAAGAAUAACUCAAAGUGAAUUUGAUCGUCAAGCAGAGAUUACCCGACUCCUGCUAGAGGGAAUCAGCAGUACACACGCCCAUCAUCUCCGCUGUCUGAAUGACUUUGUAGAAGCCCAGAUGACUUAUUAUGCACAGUGUUACCAGUACAUGUUAGACCUACAAAAACAACUGGGAAGUUUUCCAUCCAAUUAUCUUUCUAACAACAAUCAGAGUUCUGGGACACCUGUGCCAUCUGCGCUGUCAAAUGCAACUGGUCCCUCUCUGGCCCCAGUGGGUAGCCUAAUAAUGUCCUCUCCUUCCAACCUCAAUGACCUUAAAGAAUCAAACAGCAGCAGAAAGGCCAGGGUUCUCUAUGAUUAUGAUGCUGCAAAUAGUACUGAGCUGUCACUUCUGGCCGAUGAGGUAAUCACUGUGUUCAGUGUCAUCGGAAUGGAUUCAGACUGGCUCAUGGGGGAGAGAGGAAAUCAGAAGGGCAAGGUGCCGAUUACCUACUUAGAGCUUCUCAAUUAACCAGGGAGGCCGCGGAAGAUUACCAUCGUGACGCCAUAUUUAUAUCGAGUAACUCUGAAACAGGUUCAAGUAUCUUUCAUGUAAUGUUAUAAGAGACUGAAAAAGAAAUAUUAGAAGCCAUCAGAAACUGGCCAUUCUGCCAAUAAAAUUGCAUGGUUAAUACUUCAUUACAGAAUCUAUGUUAGCAAUUUCAUGACAAGACUCUUUUCUUAUACAAUUCUUUCUACUGAGGUUUCACUAACAACUUCUACUUUUGAACCCAAACUUAAAAGCAAAAGGAUUGUUUUCUACUGAAUUUUUCAUUAACGGCAAGCUUUUUCUUUUAUGCAAAUAAAUUUAUCGUGCAUGAUACCAGUGACUCAUUUAUUAGGUACAAUAGCCAAAGAAUGAAGUAAAAUCUCAUUUUUACCUUGCUGCUCAGUAGGAAUCGGAUGACUUAAACACUAUGCUUUAGUAGGGUCUCUUGGCUUUGGAGUUUUGGGUUGAGUUGGAUUGAGUUCAGUUUAUUUAUGUUUUAAACACUACUGGAUAUUUUCUUUUUAAACCUGAGUCCUUGAAAAGUAUUACCUUAUUUCAUAAUGUUAAGGUUACAGAACACUGGGGACAAAUUCAUUCACUCAGAAUACUCUUAAGAUUAUUCAGUUGCCACAGUUUGAUGCAUAAUUAGAAUUGCAGCCAUUAAAAACAUACUACACUACGGUAAAGAUUUGUUGUUGAACAAGAAAUGUGUGAAUAUGUAUAAAAAUACGGAUUAACACAACAGCAUUCAUUACAGGGGAAAUCACAGGCAGUGAAUGUAGUUUAUAUUCAUCAGGAUC
This is a messenger RNA of Acomys russatus (golden spiny mouse), 2120 nucleotides long. RefSeq names its product SH3 domain containing GRB2 like, endophilin B1 (gene Sh3glb1). The transcript has 11 exons. Gene Ontology annotation, molecular function: protein binding. Gene Ontology annotation, cellular component: cytoplasm; membrane. The record is from RefSeq and is a predicted model, not a curated record. The coding region runs from base 97 to 1302 and encodes 401 amino acids. Gene Ontology annotation, biological process: membrane organization. NCBI's taxonomy places the organism in Eukaryota, Metazoa, Chordata, Mammalia, Rodentia, Muridae.